AUGAUUGAAACAACUACACCACCAUCACCAAAGUUAUUGGUCACAGAUGUAACAUCAACAUCAGUAUCGGCACCAACAUCAAACUUACCACCAAAAUCAAUACCAUUGGCCAGUGACAAUUUUGAAAAUGAAGGUGUUAAAGGAUUCGAAUAUAAAAAAUAUAGUGCAAAUACAACGAAAAAAGAAAAUAAAAGUAAUGUUAGGGAAUUAAAGAGGUUGUUUGAAUCCAAAAAGUCAAGUUUUAAUUCACCAUUAAGAAUAUUGCCAAAUUUCAAGGGUAAAAAAGAUAAGAGUGAUUCAGCUUUAGGGAUAAAUGAUAAUUUAUUACCACCACCCACAACUACAGUUCAUAAAACAAAUACACCUUCAACAGCAAAUAGUAAUCCAAAUUUAAAUUUAGAUAAUAUAAUUUCACAGGCUGAUAGAAAAUAUUAUUUUUAUGUCAAUGAAGCUAUUAGAAAAAAUCAACCAAUUGUACCAUCAUUAGCUAUUAGAAGAAAAUCAAUUGAUUUAACACAUAGUCCAAUAAAGGGAUCAUUAUAUGCAACAAAGUAUCAACAUUCAUAUUCUCCAUCAACUAGAACAAUUCAGUUAACAAAAAAUAAUGUUAAUAGAAAUUCAGCAUCUUUAAAAGAGGGUACCACAACUACAGCAGUAGCACCAGCUUCAUCAAUACCAUCCAAUUCAUCAAUUCAUAGUAGUUUGGGUACUGAGGAUGUCGAUAAUAACGAUUCAACAUGGAUUAAACCAAAUAAAGCCAGAGAUGAUGAUUAUUUUACCGAUAGAAAUGUUUCACCAUCAAGAUUACCAGUUUCAAGAAGUACAUUCGAUUUAAAGUUCAAUAGAAACGGUGUAACCAAAGAAGAACCAACUAAUAUUAAAUUUAAUAGUUUAACAGUUGCACAAGAUCAGAAAUUCAAUCAUGAUAAUAGCCAGCAAUCAUCAUCAUCAUCCUCUUCAACUCAUCAAAAACCGCCAAAAGAAUCAAAAACAUUCAAAUUUCCAUUUUCAAAGGGCAAAGAAAAAUCAUCAUCAUUUGUAUUUGUACCACCCACAGAGCAGCAACAACAAGAAUCACAAGAACCACAACCAAAUACAGCUGAGGCGAUUGCAUUAUCACUUUCCAAAAAAGAUAGAAAGAAAUUACAAGAUGACAAAGAAAGAGAAAAACAAAAACAAAACACAGCAUUGAUCGAAGAAGAUAAACCAACAAGAUUAUUCCCUUGGGUUACACUCAGAAGAAUUAAAAGAUCAAAUACUGCAGAUAUUUCACCAAUCAAACAGCCACAAGUUGCUAUUGUUAAAGCAAAGAUUGAUAUUACUCAUGAAUCUUCAGUAAAGCCACAACUUUCAACCGUACAGGUAGUUAGUAAAGCUGUAUUAUCACAACAACCCCAAGUUGCAACCACAGAGAAACAACAAGCUGUAUUAUCAAAUGAUGUCACUAUUUCAAUUCAACAAGAACAAAAGGAGCAAAAACAAAAGAAUGAAAAAGAUAGUUUAGAAUUACAAAAGAAAUUAAAUAGAUUAUCAAUUAAACAACAAUUAUUAGAACCAGUUAACCACAAUGGUUCCAGCGAGCAACGUCAACAAGAAAUUGCUCAAGUUGCAGAGCAAAUUGAAGAGAUUCAACAAAAAAUCGAACAAAUUCAACAUGAGGAGAUCAAACAAAAGCAUCAACAACAACUACAACAACAAGAUGCAUUAAAUAAACCAAAAUUCAUUUCAUUAUCUACUACUAUUCUUAAAAGAGAUCUUCAAAGUAGAGCAUCAAGUUCAUCACCAGUCUCACCAUCAACAUCACCCCAUUCAUCAUUCCUUAGUGGUGAAGGGUCAUCACCACCUUCACCAAAGAAAUUUGUUUCAGUUGCUAAACCAACAAAAACUAAAAUAAUGUCAAGUAUCAGCGAUGAUAGUGGUGAACAAUCCCCAACAUUAAGCACAGACUCAAGUAUUAGCAACGGUAGCGAUAAUGGCGGCGAGCAAUCACCAAAUCAAUUAUCAGCAUUACAUCCAACAAUGUCUGCACCAUCAUCACCAACUUUAUCUCCAACCAACAAAGAAGCAUUGAUAAUGAUGGAAAAACAUAAAAUUAAUUACAGUGAUGAUGGUUUCCUUUUAAAUCCAAAUCCUCCAUCAAUUUCAAAUAGUGACCUUGCAGAUGGUAUUAUUAGUAAACCAAUUAAUAAUAGAUUAGAACAAUUGCUCACAUCACAUAGAAACAGAUCAGCCUCAGUUGGUAGUAUUCUUGAACAAAUGUCUAAAUUUGAAAUUGACGACAUCCCACCACUUAAAGUUCACUGUAGCAGUUUGGAAGAGUGUUUAGAGACUUUUGAAAAACCAGAUCCACAACAUGGCCGUUGUUAUGUAUUAGAUUUAGGUAAUUGCUCAUUAGGUGAUGAAGGUUUAACAACAUUGUCGGAUAAUUUCCCAGGUAAUUUAGAAAUUGCAGAUCUCAGUUGGAACGAUAUUGGUUGCGAAGGUUCAGAUGGUUUUGACAACUUUUGUAGUAUGCUAAGAAGAUCUAAAAAUUUAAUUCAAUCACUUAGUUUAAUGGGUAAUCAAUUAAAUCCUCAAAUGAUAGAGUUGCUUUUAGAAUCAAUCGAAAUUCGUAAUAUCGAACAACUUAAAACUAAACAGGUUAAAAAGGGUUACAAAGGUUUUGGUUUAAAUCUUAAAGAAACUGGUAUUGAAAAUGAAGGUGCAGAGCAUAUUGCUCAGUAUAUUGGUGCCAAUAAAACACCAAGCAUUAUUGGUCUCGAUCUUACAAGUAGUAGUGUAACUGAUGUUGCUAUGUCAGAGUUUUCAGUAUCUCUCUCAAAGACCCAGUUCCUCACAACUUUAAUUUUGGAUGAAAACUAUUUAGGUGAUGACGGUGCAAUUCUUUUAGCUGAUGGUUUGAAAUUUAAUAAAUCCCUCACUCAUCUUCAACUUAGAAAUACAGAUAUUGGUGAAAAUGGUACCACAGAGUUAUGCAAUGCAUGCAAAUUUAAUUCAGUACUCACACUAUUGGAUGUUUCUUUAAAUCCUUGGCAAUUAGGUGGUGAAAUUUCACUUCAGUCAUUAAACAUUUUCAAACAACAAUUAUUUAUCAAUAGUAAUGGUCCAAAAGUCAAGAUUGUAUGGAAAGAUGAUGGUAUGGAGUCAUGUUUAGAAAUCGAAGAAAUUUUAGAUAUUGUUCAAUACUUUGGUACAGAUAAAAUUAUUGAUAUCAUGAUGAUGGGUAUCAAUUUUUCACCACUUGUUGAGAAUGAAAAGCUAUAUGAAUACUUACAGUUAGAAGGUAAACAUAUCGAUAAAAUAUUUAAGCGUAUCAUAUCACCAAAAGUAGAUAAUGCAAAUCAUCUCAAUUCACUCAAAUUGCUUGUAUCUCUUCUCCCAAUUCAUCUCCGUGAAAAUGAAACUUUCCUUACCAGUUUCUUGGACAACCUUUCAUCUUUAUUCCUUUUAUUAGACAGAAGUACCAGCAACAAAAAAAUCGAUUUCCUUCUAUUAGAUUUAUUAGAUUUCUUUACCCUACUAAUUAAAUCAGAUCAUCGUCCAUCAUAUGAAAAAAUAAAUGAAAAUAAUUUAUUUACAAAAUGUUUAGAAUUAUUUUUCAAUUUCCCAAAUCACAGUAUUUUACAUUAUAAUAUUUUAAAUUUAAUUACAGAGACUACUCAAAGCACAUAUUUAAAUUUCUAUGAAGAGACAACCUUUACAAAUGACUUUUUCAUAAAAUUAAUUUCAUUUGUUACUGAUGAAAACGAUAAACAACCAGGUUUAAGAAAAGCAAAUUAUGCCCAUUCUUUAGAAAUUUCAAAUCUUUUAGAUAGUCGUUCAAAUAGUCCAUAUUUAAAUACAGAUGAAUGGUGUCAAUUUAAAUUAAAUAUUUUACAAAGAGAACUACAUUUGCAACAAUCCUUCUUAUGUGGUUUCAUACCCGAUAAAAAUCAAAAAAUUGAUCAAGCAUUAUUAAGCAAAUUUGAAAAAGAGUUUAAAAAAUAAAUUUUUCAAAACAAUAUAAAAUUAUAAUAAUAAUAAUAAUAAUAAUAAUAAUAAUAAAUUAAUCAUAAAUAAAUAUAUUAAUAUUAUUUUUUUAAAUUUUAAAAGAUAAUAUUAAAAUUUGUAUCAAUAUU
Dictyostelium purpureum is the source of this 4118-nucleotide messenger RNA. RefSeq lists its product as uncharacterized. NCBI's taxonomy places the organism in Eukaryota, Evosea, Eumycetozoa, Dictyosteliales, Dictyosteliaceae. The transcript has 3 exons. The record is from RefSeq and is a predicted model, not a curated record. Bases 1 to 3987 code for a protein of 1328 amino acids.